CAAUUUCUCGUACGAUGGCUUCUUUCCUAUUUAAAAGUGCUGGAGUUGCUCUCGGUGCAACUUACGUUGAGAAAUUGUACGGCCCAAAGGAUCCGGAAAAUUUGUUUGGUGCAACGACUGUUUUGCUUAUCGGAACCGGUCUUUGGUCUGUACUGCACGGAAUGAAGGUCGGCAAAGCUCGCUCCAAAUACAUGGAACUCGCCACGAAAGACGGCGAAGAGGACGUGGAACAUCGCUAUGCAUUGCCGAACCUGUACGUGCAAGGGAUCUCAAAACAUGCCCGGGCGUUUAACGCUAUUCAGCGAUCGCACCAGCACAUAUUCGAAACCUUUCCCCAGCUCGCGCUCUCAGCAAUGGUGGGCGCCCUCAAUUUUCCCAUUACGGCCGCCUUAUCUACAUUGGUGUAUGUAGCUGGACGUGUAGCCUUUUCCAACGGCUACGCCAACUCGGAAGGCGAUGUCAGCAAGCGUUAUUCUUCCAAGCUCGCGCCCUAUAUGUGGUAUGGUCUCCUCGUUAAUUUUGCGGUUGGUAUCGUGUCAAGCAUCAAAAUUAUUGCGUCAAAGAAGAUUUCUUGAUAGCUUUUCUAUGAAUCAGGAAAUUGUGAAUCUUCCGUAGGGGAUACGAUCAACGAAGACUUCAGGACUUUCGAUGUACAAGCGGAAACAUUAUAUUAGCUGGCUCUGGUAGCUACCGUGCAAACAUGUUGUUUCAACAUUUAAUUUAUGACUCUUUAUUUAUCUAUG
Molecule: messenger RNA, 743 nt
Organism: Phaeodactylum tricornutum CCAP 1055/1
Lineage: Eukaryota; Bacillariophyta; Bacillariophyceae; Surirellales; Neidiaceae
Exons: 1
Coding region: 15-575 (186 amino acids)
Cellular component (GO): nuclear envelope; endoplasmic reticulum; membrane
Molecular function (GO): glutathione transferase activity; glutathione peroxidase activity
Source: RefSeq, a predicted model, not a curated record